UAGAUUAUGAUUCAGAUUUAAUUUCCCUCCUCCAAAGAAAUGCUUCUGGAUCCCUGAUAUUUGUAUAUUCGAUUAGAAAAAAAUUGUUGGAAAUCGCCCUGUAUAACCGCGACUAUUUUGUAAUAAUGUUGCCUGCUUGCUGCUUAUGUGAUAAACAGAGACAAAAACAUACUUAAUGAUGCUCAAACUCAAUUGGUUGUAAAUCAAAUGAUUUGCUACAUCAAAACAGACUAUUCAGUGCAUGCUAUCCGUUUGCUUGGUUAUUAGCGACAGCAGAUAGUACAACUGAGUACAACCAUCGUACAACUACUGCCCCCACAAGUGUAAAUAACCUCAUUUUUACAUAAUAAAGCGGAAUAGAAAGUUUGUGAAAUGUUUCUCGUUUUCAUUUGGCAGUUCAACAUGGCGUUCGUCUGUACAUAACCGUAAAUAUUUUCGGAAGUUGGUGUUGAUUUACACUUUUAGAAUUCGAAAUUCAGUGAUGUUUUUUGAAACAACGAGAACUCCCGUCCGAAAAUUGUCGAUUUUCUUGAGAGGGUUUGUGCUUAUGAUAGUGAAACAAAAGAAAUUCGACUAUGGCCGAUACCCAACAACAGACAAUUGAAUAUCAGUGGGCCUAUUCUAUUAUGGACUCUAGUAGAGUAUCCACAUUCAUUAUUUCUAUGUUGUUGAUUGUGUAUGGAUCCUUUCGAAGUCUAAACAUGGAACAAGAAGCUAGAGAUAGAGCUAAUGGUAGCACCAACUGCCUAUUAAAUCCUGCAGCUCAAGUACAAACUGAUAGCAGUGUACAAACAUUGGAUACAAUGCAAGCUUUAUGUUUGCCUCUGGGGGCCAGCAUUUCAUUACUUGUUAUGUUUUUCUUCUUCGAUUCCAUGCAAAUGCUUUUUGCAAUUUGUACUGCAAUUAUUGCAACGGUAGCUUUAGCGUUCCUAUUGCUUCCGAUGUGUCAGUAUAUAAUAAGGCCAUGUUCAGAUGGAAAUAAAAUUUCAUUUGGAAUUUGUGGUAGAUUCACUAGUGCAGAGAUUUUGUCAUUUUCCAUGUCAGUAUUUAUUGUUUGUAUCUGGGUUUUAACAGGUCACUGGCUACUAAUGGAUGCAAUGGGCAUGGGCCUUUGUGUAGCAUUUAUUGCUUUUGUAAGAUUACCAAGUCUGAAAGUAUCAACAUUAUUGUUAACUGGUUUAUUAAUUUAUGAUGUCUUUUGGGUGUUCUUUUCCUCCUACAUAUUCAGCACUAACGUGAUGGUUAAAGUAGCCACGAGACCUGCUGAGAAUCCGGUAAGCAUUAUGGCAAAGAAAUUCCAUAUUGGCGGAGUAGUAAAAGAAGCGCCAAAGUUGAGUUUACCAGGAAAAUUAGUUUUUCCUAGUAUACACAAUACAGGACAUUUCAGCAUGUUAGGUUUGGGAGACAUAGUGAUGCCGGGUUUAUUACUCUGUUUUGUUUUGCGCUAUGAUGCAUACAAGAAAGCCCAGGGACUUACCGGAUCUAGACUGACGUACUUCCACUGCUCUCUCUUAGGUUAUUUCUUAGGACUGCUUACGGCAACUGUUAGCUCAGAGAUCUUCAAGGCUGCUCAACCGGCACUUCUCUACCUCGUACCAUUCACUCUGCUACCUUUGCUUACCAUGGCCUAUCUUAAGGGUGAUUUGAGAAGAAUGUGGUCAGAACCAUUUAAGGCUUUGACGGCAUCGAAACAUUUAGAAGUGUGAUAUAUCGAGAAAUUUAGUUAAUAAUAAUAAGGCAUUAAUGACAAUUUGAAAGAAGUAUCCUUACAAGACAACAAGUGUCUCUGUUUUUCUUCAGUUCAUCCCGUACUACAAUAAAAUUAAACGAUACCCUUGUCAAUUUAAGAACAAGUUAAAAAUUGCGCUGUUGUAUUUAUUUGCAAUUUGUCCUAAAUGUAAGUAUCAUUGAUAUUCGGUGGAAUUUAAUUACUUUCUUUUAUAAAGUCGUCCUUGUUUUCUAAAAAAUGAUCUUUCUCAGACAACCACCUGUUUUAAGGUGUCGUUAGAAAUGAAAUUGCUGAUUUUAUGGCAUAUAAUUAUAUUAUGAAAAUAAAUUUAAUCUGUACAUAAAUCGUUCAUUUCAAAGAACAAUAAAUUAUUUUUAUUUUCGUUCUCUAUAACAGCAUAAGAAAAUUGUUUUCGAAUUUUAUGGGUAGAUAUAUUUUGUAAUGGCAAUUAUAAAUUUUUUGUUUGUUUAGUUUCAUUGUAAUAUCUAUUUCUUUUGGAAAUUUUAAGAAAUUUUUAUUUAACUAAAUUAGAGGUUAGCUAAAAAAUAUUUUGCCUUUUUAUUUUUAACACUAGAAAUAAUAAUAACAAAAAAAAAUAAUGCUAAUUUAAAACAAUCAUGGAAACAUCAGAAAUAAACUUACCAUGAAACUAAAAAAAAUAAAAGAAUAACUUCCUAUAUGCUACAUAGAAAAGGAUGACUAAGAUUUUGUCUGUUUCUGUGAUAAUAAUUUUGCAAAAAAACGUAAAAGGAUUUUUAUGGCUAUAAAUAGAAUUCCUUAAGAAAUAAAGUAUUAAAUUAAUGGGAUAGAAUUGUAUAAUUUUGUACUAAAAUUUAAGUGUGAAGUUAAUUGUUGUGUUCAGUCCAACUAUUUAUAUCAAUAAAGUGGUUUUAAAAGCUUUAUUAAAUUCAUUUAGUUCAUUUGUUCAUAUUUUUUUUUUUAGUUUAUCAAAUUUUCUGUUAAAACUGUGAGGUAAAAUGUUGUUUAUGUCACUAAUAACGUACAUAUUACAUUUUAUAUUGAUAUUUUAGGAUAAUUGUCAAAUUCGUUUAGUUGUUGCGUAUGUAUAUUGUUGCAAGUGUAUCACAGACUUGAACAAUGUUGAAAAAUUGUGAAUUUGUGAUUGAAUUAUUAUUUUUCUUAAAUCACACAAAUUAUUCUGUUUAAAUUAGGUUCAGAUGCAUUGUCCUGGAUUAUUCAUUAAAUAUAUUUUGUACAUUAAAAUUACUUUGUAAAUAUAUGUUCAUUUUUGUA
Messenger RNA from Agrilus planipennis (emerald ash borer), 2983 nucleotides. It is a transcript of the gene SppL, whose product is annotated as signal peptide peptidase-like 3. Bases 576 to 1706 code for a protein of 376 amino acids. The record is from RefSeq and is a predicted model, not a curated record. The transcript is spliced from 7 exons. Gene Ontology annotation, biological process: membrane protein proteolysis. Lineage: Eukaryota; Metazoa; Arthropoda; Insecta; Coleoptera; Buprestidae. Gene Ontology annotation, cellular component: lumenal side of endoplasmic reticulum membrane; Golgi-associated vesicle membrane; cytoplasmic side of endoplasmic reticulum membrane. Gene Ontology annotation, molecular function: aspartic endopeptidase activity, intramembrane cleaving.